AUGAGAAAAGAAGAUCAAAUACAUCUCUCGUCCUUACAGAUUUGGAAUGGUAUGGACACUCCUGUUCAUUAGAGCUCUAACAUUUUUAGUGAAAAGUUUAAAUAGAGUUCAGAAUUUCAUUAUAAUUGCAAUCAACCAUUUUGUUUACAGCAUCCUGAAAAAAAAGCUAAAUACGUCUUACUGAAUGCUGAAGGACCAAAUGAAAAGCUUUGUACUAAAUGCGCUGUUGUUUUUGCAUAAUAAGGACAUAAAAUUUAAUUAAUUGAGGAGGGUACAUUAAUGGUUCUAAAUAUCUUGUAGAUAAUGCUAAGAAGAAAUAAACUGACUCAUUUAUAGAUUAACUACUCCAGACCAAAAGCGAAAUCGACAACAUCCAUUCAAAUUUCCUGUGCACUGAGGCAAAUUUAAAAAAAUUUUAUAAUGACCAAUAUACUUAGGUAGUUAAAACAUUCGGAAACAUUGAAAAUGUAAAUCUGA
Messenger RNA from Paramecium tetraurelia, 477 nucleotides. RefSeq lists its product as uncharacterized. The transcript has 3 exons. NCBI's taxonomy places the organism in Eukaryota, Ciliophora, Oligohymenophorea, Peniculida, Parameciidae. The record is from RefSeq and is a predicted model, not a curated record.